Gongylonema pulchrum is the source of this 1341-nucleotide messenger RNA. NCBI's taxonomy places the organism in Eukaryota, Metazoa, Nematoda, Chromadorea, Rhabditida, Gongylonematidae. The record is from the annotation of a GenBank genome assembly.
AUGAACUGCCUAAAAUUUGAUGGUUUGAACCGCGACGAACGGCAACACCCAAUGCUGCUGAUCCUCAACGAAUUGAUCCGUAUUGGCAAUGCACCGGCCGAGCGCCAACGCAUUCAGGCACUGGGCCGACAACCAAAGCAAAAUGUGCGAACAGUGAUCGGAUCGAAUGCAAUCGACUGGCUUACCGAACAUACCUACUCGGUGACAGUGGACAGUCGAACAGCGAAUCAACUUGUCGCCGAAAAAUUCCAGGACAUAUGCCAAGUAUGCCAACAGGCAUGCGCAUCACGUUACGUAUAUACGCAGAUUACGCUACUGGAGAUUUUCCCACGCCUUAGCUCGUUUGGUAAAACGCAAAAUUUGGCAGCGGAGGACGAGGAGGCAAAUAAAUUUGACGUGGAUCCAGUGCCACUGUUCAAUCAUGCACUCAACAUGACCGCCAAACAUCCACCCGCAUUUUUUACGAUUGGCCUACUGGUACUUGACCGACCGACGCAACUGCAACCGAAACUUGGCCGAUUAACAGAUGUAGCUUACGAAAUAAUCCAGUCAAUUCCUGGCCUGAAAACAGAAGCCCAAGAUGGUAUGCUGAAGGAGCUUUGCCAGUUGUUGAUGAAUCGUAAGCUGCCAAGUAAACUGGCACCUCCAACGGAGCCUCCAAUGCCUAGCGGACCGGUGCAUAUCACUAAUGUUCCACUGAUCAGCCUUGCUCUAGCGACGCUUGGCCGUUUCGAGUUCCAGCGACAUGCGUUGCAGAUGUUCAUCAACUACAUUGCACAUGGUCAUUUGGUAUGCGACUGUGCGGAGGUACGGUUAGCAGCAGUCCAUUGUUGCGCCAAAGUGCUGGCUCCAUUCGUCCGGGUUUUUGAGUCAUUCGAAGGCUCCAAUAGGACACAGAAAUUUCAUGUUCUCAAGUUAAUUCAGUCGGUGCUGAGACAGCUUGUCAUGGUUGCUGUCACCGAUCCAUAUGGUGAUGCUCAUCUGCUGUCACAUUUGGCGCAGGCCGAUAUGCUUCAACUGAUAUUCAUGACGCUGCACGACGAGAAGCUGGAGAUGCAGGAACGCUCGGUUGCGCUGCUUGGAAAAUUGGGCAAUUUAAAUCCCGCAUACGUUCUGCCAAGUUUAAGAAAUGUUCUGCUGGAGACAAUUUCACAGCUUACCAACACUGGCGUACCGAGGCUGGAAGAACACAGUGCUCGUCUAAUUGCUCAAGUUGCAAAGCAAUCACCGAAAUUUAUUAAGCCAUAUAUGAGCCCGAUAUUGGCUGCACUGGUGCCAAUGCUUCGCACCAAAACCAAUCAUGUUGAUGUGAUCGUGCAGGUGCCUCACUGCUUUUAUUAA